AUGUUAAUAAAAGAGUACCGCAUUCCCCUGCCGUUGACGGUCGAGGAAUAUAGAAUAGCGCAACUGUAUAUGAUUGCGAAAAAGAGCCGCGAAGAGAGCAGCGGAGCCGGCAGUGGAGUCGAGAUUAUCGUGAACGAACCAUAUCAGGAUGGACCGGGCGGUAAUGGGCAGUAUACGCGGAAAAUCUACCAUGUUGGAAGCCAUCUGCCCGGCUGGAUCAAGGGGCUGCUGCCGAAGAGUGCGCUCACGGUGGAGGAGGAAGCCUGGAAUGCUUACCCGUACACGAAGACACGCUAUACCUGUCCGUUCGUGGAAAAGUUCUCGCUCGAGAUCGAGACGUACUACUUCCCGGAUAAAGGCCACCAGGAUAACGUGUUUAAGCUGAGUGGAGCGGACAUGCGGAACCGCAUCGUCGACCUGAUCGACAUCGUGAAGGAUCAGCUGUAUGGGGCGGAUUACACGCGAGAUGAAGACCCCACCGUGUACUGUUCGGAGCGAACGGGCCGUGGACCACUGAGCGAGUGUUGGCUGGAUGAGCACUGGGAUGAGGUCCAGGGCAAGCAACAACCGACGGCCAGGAACAUGUCGCUCAUGUGCGCCUAUAAGCUGUGUAGGGUGGAGUUCCGCUACUGGGGCAUGCAGACAAAGUUGGAGAAGUUCAUCCACGACACCGCACUACGCAAGACGAUGUUGCGGGCACAUCGGCAGGCGUGGGCCUGGCAGGAUGAGUGGCAUGGUCUGUCGAUGGAUGACAUCCGGGAGAUCGAACGUCAGACGCAGCUGGCACUGAAGCGUAAGAUGGGCAACGAAGAUGCCGGCGACGAGCAGGAGGGAGAUGGUGAGGGCACUGAUGCCAAAUCAGCGCCAGAACACGACAACCGUAGCGCCAAUCAGAUCUACUCGAUCGAGAAGACGAACGAGAACUCGACCCCGCACAUGGACAAGAAGGAACCGAUUCCGGUCAUCACCACCACGGUGGAGGGGGAGAGUGGUGUCGUGGCCACGGCACGGCGGUAUCGCAAGGAGAAAGCCAAACCGUCCGCAGGGCAGAGCUCUGACGAUGAUGAGUCGUUGGACGAGAAGCAGCUGUCACGCCGCCAGAAACAGGCUGACGACGACGACGAGGAAGAGGACGAGGAAGACGACGAGGAGGAGGACGAAGGCGAGCGAGUCAGGGGUCGCGGACAACCGCAGGGUGCGUUCUUGCGCAAGCAGAACAACACGGGGUCGAAAAGUAAGCUCCACUCUCCACUGGGAUCUGCGCACAGCUUCGACCUUCAGGUGGCCAACUGGCGGAUGGAGAAGCUAGAGGUGGACUCCAAGUCCGGCUCGGAGGAGGAGUUCUUCGACUGCCUUGGUGAUAUGGGCGAGAAGGCGUCUCUGGUGAAGUGGAGCUCACUGGAACUGCUGGCCGAAGAGGAUGACAGCCCACAGCUGGCACCGAACCACAAACACCAGGAGGACAGCAUCUUCAGCCAGUCGUACCUGCAGCGUGUUACGUCCGAGCGUGGUACCAGGCGUUCCUUUCUGGGGCAUCACUCCUCCAGCAUCGAUCGAGGCAAUCACGACUCACCACCAGGUUCGCCUGGAUUGCCCUCUUGCCCGACGACGGUGUUGAUCCUGAUCAUGCACGCUGGAAGUGUACUGGACGUCACCUCCGACAUGACGACGAAGAAGUCCGACAUCACCACGUUCCGGGGUGCUCUAGAGUCGGUGAUGCGUCAGCACUAUCCAUCGCUUGUUGGGCACGUCGCACUUCGUCUUGUGUCCUGUCCGGCUGUCUGCUCAGACGCGCUUGGGAUCCUGUCCAGCUUGAGCCCGUACUCCUUCAACACCUCGCCCUCUGGUGUGGAUGUCCCGAACCUAGCGGACGUGCCGAUUGGCGCCAUACCGCUGCUGGCGACGUGUUCACCUGAUUUCCAGGAGUCUGUCAGUCGAGCUGUGUCCUGCGCUAACCAGACGUUCGCGGAUUUUCUCAAGUCUGACGAAGGUCGUGGCUUUAACGGACAGGUGGUGUUGAUCGGUGACUCUAUGGGUAGCGUGUUAGCGCACGACGCCCUCUGUCGUUCAAAUACUCAUCAAGGCAGUGAAGCGUCAGGGUUGAACCACAUCGCGGACUUCGUUGCUGACGUUGCUUCAAGUGAUCUGGACGCCACGAAGCUGUUGACUGCACCCUCUCCACGUCGACGUUCAUCCUCUACGAGUGAAUCGCGCGUGCCCAAGUUCGAUUUCGAAGUGGGUGACUUCUUCAUGUUCGGAAGCCCUCUCGCGGUGAUCCUGUCUGCACGCCGGCUCUCGGACAGCCGAGCUGGUGCUACUGGCAAACCGGCUUGCACGCAGUUGUACAACCUGUUCCACCCAACAGAUCCUACAGCGGCUCGACUUGAACCCUUACUCAGCGCUCGUUUCUCACUAUUACCACCUGUGAACGUGCCACGUUAUGCGAAGUACCCGCUUGGGAACGGACAGCCCUGUCAUCUGCUUGAGCUGAUCCAAUCGAGCCCGCAGCUGUUCGCCGAUGGAGGUCCUCUUCCGACGCCUCGACGUCUCUCAGACACCUCCAUCCAGAGUGCGGCUUCUGGCAUGAUCGACAACGUUCCACUGACCACGAUCAACCAACUACAGCAACGCUGGUGGGGCUCGAAGAGGCUCGACUAUGCGCUCUACUGCCCAGAUGGACUCAGCAACUUCCCAUCUCACGCGUUACCACAUCUGUUCCACGCCAGCUACUGGGAGUCGAGUGAUGUGGUUGCGUUCCUGUUGCAGCAGAUCGGUCGAUUGGACGAACCGGGCGGUACCGGAUACGGAUGUGACCGAGACGUAUCUAGCUUCCGGCCGGCGCAACCUCGUGAAAAGUGGAACAAAAAGCGCACCUCUGUGAAGCUAAAGAACGUAGCUGCCAACCAUCGGGCAAACGACGUGAUCGUGCGUGAGGGUGAACCGCAGCGAUUGCUCGCCAGGUUCAUGUACGGACCACUGGACGUGAUCACGCUCGCAGGUGAACGAGUUGACAUCCACGUGAUGCGAGAUCCACCUGCCGGCGAGUGGCAGCUACUGUCCACUGAGACGACCGACAAAACGGGCCGUGUCAGCUAUAUCGUGCCGGAAGAGCAAGCGUGCGGGUACGGCAUCUUCCCGGUGAAGAUGGUCGUACGAGGUGAUCACACCUCGGUGGACUUCUACAUCGCGGUUGUGCCACCACGCACCGAGUGCAUCGUGUUCAGCAUCGACGGUUCAUUUACGGCGUCGGUGUCGGUGACUGGGAAGGAUCCGAAGGUGCGAGCAGGCGCUGUUGACGUGUGCCGCCACUGGCAGGAGCUGGGCUAUCUGCUGGUGUACAUCACCGGUCGGCCUGAUAUGCAGCAGCAGCGCGUACUGUCCUGGCUGAGCCAGCACAACUUCCCGCACGGGCUGGUCUCGUUCGCUGAUGGGUUGUCGACAGAUCCGCUCGGGCAUAAGGCUACCUACCUGAAUAAUCUCAUCCUCAAUCAGGGCCUGAUCGUGCACGCUGCAUACGGUAGCAGCAAGGACAUCAGCGUGUACACCAGCAUCGGGCUCAAACCGAAGCAGAUCUUCAUCACGGGCAAGGUGAGCAAAAAGCUGCAAUCGAUGGCGACUCCACUCACGGAUGGGUACGCUGCCCAUCUCAGCUCGCUGAUGACGGUUGGUGGCUCACGGCCGGCACAAGGCAACGCACGGAUGGUGAUUCCUCGGAGUUGCUUUAAUCUGCCCGGCCAAAAUCAAUCCAUCCGCCGCCGAAGGUUUGUGCCGGGUUAGACUGUUCGUUCAUGAAUCUCAAGCUAAGCCGUUAUAAAAUACCCAAACCAAUCAAAAAACCAACCAAGGUACCCCCGAGCGAGGGUACAGGCACCUGUUACCUAGACUAUCCUUCCUUAACAACAACAAAAAAAAACACUCCAUGCCAAAAACGAAAAGCAAGUGAAAGCAACCAAAUACCAUGCGAAAUGUUGAACAACAAUGUCGAAUUAUGUCGAAAAACAUACAUAUGUACUAUUUAAGGGUGAAGAAACAAUCCCGUAUCAGCAUAAUCGAGCGGCCGAAGGAGCAGAGAACAAGAAGAAGAACAAGAACAAGAUAUUCCCUAGUGUGUAAGACCGUUAGCAGCAUCGCACCGUUGUGACGUAUCAGUGUAGGAUGGCAACGCUAGCACUAAACUAUAAGAUAUGAGCAGACUUGCAUUUGUCUAUGAGAUCUGUCACGGCACAUCUGUCAGGUGUUUAGUAGCGAAACUCUCGCUCUGUGUGUGUGUCUCUCUCUCUCUCUGUCUCUCCUUUCCACUGUCUCUCUAGUGAGAAUAUCAUCUCGGAUAAGCGGCCACUACUCCGCACUGCCCAGUGACCCGUGAGCUCGCCAGUAACAGAUAGCAAUAACCUACUAAUCCCUGCUCCCCAAAAAAGGCAAGGUAUACCAUUCCACUACCCACUACCUGUCAUUUUGACACUUUGCGCGGGAUAGAACCGGCAACCGGAAAGGGACUUCUUCUAGCUACUCAUCAACAAGUCCCCCUCUUUCCACCCUCUCUCACUGUUGUUACGAACACACGAGUCUACACAUACUCACUAACAGCAACACACACGAACUCAAACACACACACAUACACACAUACACUCACAAUGAGGCAGCAUGGCGCUUGCUGGACGACAGUGUGCGCGCUCUAGGCGAAUGGUUGCAGCCAUUGUUAAAAAAAAGGAUUUCCAUACAAUAUUCUAUUUUGUCACAUGGUACCUGGCUUAGAAGACUGUCUCUUACCGGCUGUAAAGAAUUAAAGAAAAAGUUGAAAAAAAAUGAUGAAACAUAAAAUAGACGAAAAUUGAGUACAUAAAUAAUGAAACCAAAAAUAGGAGGGAACCGUUUGAAAACCGUUUAUAAUUAACCUUGUUAUUAAAAGAGGAAAAAGAAGGAAGACGAAAAAAAGUAUUGUUGAGCCUUAUCUCGGUUUGUGUUUUCACAAUAUUAAUAAAAAAAAAGAAGAUGAAAUCAAUUCAAUGUUCUGAUAUACAAGUACGUAACCUGUUUUGAGUUGGUAUUUUUAAGUAAGCUAGGCCAAGGCAGGACGAGUUCGGAACAAAUUUGAAACAAACAAGAACAAAACCCACGCAAAAUGCGCACCUAUUACUAAAUAUAUACAUAUAUUACAUAUACCGUGGGAUAGGCGUAGGGCCGACGUCCGCCUGGUUGGGUGAUGGGCAAGGAAACCGUUGAAAUAAUAUAUACAUAUAUACAUCAGUAGUUCAUAUUAUACAAGAGUCAACCAAUGUUCGUAGCUCGAGGCAAGGUCCGUAGCCACAGCUGUGUUGUAGCGCAGGGACAGGGCAGCCGCCCCCUGCACUCCCCCUUUACCCCCACCCACAACCCUUGGUGGGGGGUGCUGCCCUGCAUAAAGCAAUGGGCGCCAGAACUCGCCGAUGAGGCCCCAAAAGAUAGGGAAAUAAAUUCUAAACUUGAUGUUUCUAAUUGUUAACGAUGAGCGAUAACGCGAUGGAUGUAUGUGUGUGUGUGUGUGUGUAGUAAUUGUAGGUGUUAGCGGGCAUCGACGCCUAAAGCAGAAUAGAAAAUGGGGAAAAGGAGCAAGUAAACCAACAAAAAAAAGAUAUAAUAACGCAUUGGUGUUGAGUGGAAAACCAAAAAAUCAAACAAACGUGCAAAGCGACAUAAUCCAGAAAUGUUAAAUCAAAUUAAUCAUUAAACGAAAACACGUAAAGCAUACUUGGUAUAGUAACCGGAACUAAUCCUGUCGAAAACGCCCACUUUCUUUCCCCCGUAUUGGAACACUACACAUCAACAUGCACGAGCGCGCGCGAGUGAUUUCGAACUUUUCAAAAGGCUGUCAAGCGAAAGCGUUAGUCAUAAUAUUAUUGUGGUAUCAUGUUCGUGUAAAGCAAACCAAAACAUUUGAAAAAAAAAACACACACACACGCAAUCCCCUGUUCUCACGAGCACCUGGCAGCAAGCGUUAUAAACGCUGCGGUCCUUGUGCCGUUCCUUGCAGCAGGAUCGUAGGCGCGUCCGGCCGAGACAGGACGAGUGAGAAUGCUCCCAGCAGGGCGUCCAACAGCACUGACAACCUCGGUUCUUCUGUUUGUCGUUUAGUUGACGUUCGCUAACGCCCUCGCAAGAUGGCGACCUUAUAAAAACUGACGAGUGAUAGCAGGACUGCUCCCACGUAUACUAGCCAUUCGAUGACGUAUGACGUCGCCAAACUCGAUCUCCCUCACAAUUCCCACCCUCCCCCACAUUAGCAUGUUCACAAUAAAUCGCAGCGAUAGAACUUACUUCCAACACGAACACGAGCAAGAAAAAAAAGUAUAUUACAUUGACUGGACAAUCUUUGACUAUGAUCAAAAUAACAAGAUGAAAAAAAACAAGGAUAGGUUGUAAGCGGGAUAAGGCAGCACGUAAAUGUUACGAAAACGGAUGAUCGCAAAUAAUUUCAACUAUAUAUCAGUGCAUCGUUAGCCGUGCUCGUUGGAUGCGCUCGCGCCGCGGAUACAACCUACAAUCGAAGAUUUCAGCUGAAACUUGGCUAUACUAAGCGAUACUAUGAAUCAGUUGCUUAAUCGUAAAAAGUGAUGUAAUUGCUUGUAAAUUAAUAAAAAAUAAAAU
Messenger RNA from Anopheles nili, 6624 nucleotides. RefSeq names its product protein retinal degeneration B (gene rdgB). The transcript is spliced from 7 exons. Gene Ontology annotation, cellular component: cytoplasm. The record is from RefSeq and is a predicted model, not a curated record. Gene Ontology annotation, biological process: phospholipid transport. Bases 1 to 3777 code for a protein of 1258 amino acids. Gene Ontology annotation, molecular function: metal ion binding; phosphatidylinositol binding; phosphatidylcholine intramembrane carrier activity. NCBI's taxonomy places the organism in Eukaryota, Metazoa, Arthropoda, Insecta, Diptera, Culicidae.